AUCAGUGCCAAGCUUGAGCUGCCAUCUGGCAGCCGUUUUUUACACGCCUGGGCUCGCAGCCACCGCCGCGUGGGAAAUUUCAAGCCACAGGAAACCCCACCAAAUUUUAUCUUCAAUUCUCGACCCACCUCUGAUUGUGAUAUCCCAGAUGCUGGGAUGCCUUAUCGUGCGAAAAAUCAAUAGUAAUUCACCGCGUGACAUCCUCUAGCAACAUCUACAUGUGAUUCUCGACCCGCAUAGUAUUGACCCUGAUACACCACCCACAAUGGGCGUUGGAAACAAGCGUACACUUACCAAGACCCGUCGGAAGACAAGGGAUCUUGACCAGAUCAAAGCCGAUCUCCUCAACCCCAAACACUUGACCCAGUACAAGGAUACCAAGUCGAAGGAGGACUUGCCGGGAUUAGGGAAAUGGUACUGCGUGGAAUGCGCAAAGUGGUACGAUACCGAAGUCAACUUGGUAUUACAUAGAAAGGGGAAACCACACAAGAGACGAGUAAAACAGCUUCGUGAGGCGCCUUACACGCAAAAAGAAGCCGAAGCCGCCGUCGGCCUUUGUACCAACAACGAGGAUCCUUACAGAGCCGACAAAGCCGUCGAAAACGAGCUUGAGAUGACUACCUGAGCGACGA
Messenger RNA from Xylaria bambusicola, 632 nucleotides. Its product is annotated as zinc finger protein. The coding region runs from base 266 to 625 and encodes 119 amino acids. Lineage: Eukaryota; Fungi; Ascomycota; Sordariomycetes; Xylariales; Xylariaceae. The transcript is spliced from 2 exons. The record is from RefSeq and is a predicted model, not a curated record. Gene Ontology annotation, molecular function: nucleic acid binding; zinc ion binding.